Messenger RNA from Phaeoacremonium minimum UCRPA7, 690 nucleotides. RefSeq names its product putative sarcosine oxidase protein. Gene Ontology annotation, molecular function: flavin adenine dinucleotide binding; sarcosine oxidase activity. The coding region runs from base 1 to 690 and encodes 229 amino acids. The transcript is spliced from 7 exons. NCBI's taxonomy places the organism in Eukaryota, Fungi, Ascomycota, Sordariomycetes, Togniniales, Togniniaceae. The record is from RefSeq and is a predicted model, not a curated record.
AUGCGCAAGUUGCAGUUUGUGAAGGGUAAUACGGAUGACCAAGAGAGAAUUGACAAAUUGGGCGAAAACUGGUCGAAAAAGUAUCAUGUCGUGGACAAAUUCGCGAAUGGCGAUACCAACGGCUUUCUAGACACUGCAGCUGGAAUAACGCUCGCAGAUAAAGCAUGUACCUAUGCUCGGCAUCUAUGCGAGCAAGAAGGGGUCAAGUUCGUGUUGGGUGAACCUCGCGGCAAGUUGCAGGACUUGAUUCGAAUUGAAAACGGCACGAAUAAAAAGGUUACAGGCAUCAAGACUUGUGACGGUUUGGUCCAUCAAGCGGACCUCGUUAUCGUCGCUUGCGGCCCUUGGACUUCUGCUGUUAUUCCUGAAGCCCACAAGACAGUUGAAGCUACAAUGGGCACGGUCAUGUUUAUUGACAUCCCCGAGGAGAGGAAAGAUCUGAGAAAAAAGUUCCAUCCGGAUAAUAUGCCGCUCUGUUGGUACACUGACACCAUCGACAACGAUUAUGUCAAGAAUCAGCUUGAACGGAAGCAUGAUCAUUUCACGGAAUGGUGGAAAUGGCGCGCCGUCGAGGAAGGAAAGCCCUGUAAUGGUCUUGAAGAGGGCGAGUUCGGCCCUAGAGAGAUGUCAAAGUUGGAGUUGGCUAGAGCCUCUGAUUUCAAAUUCACGCAAUCAUCUCAAGCAGAAUAA